CCUCGAUACCUGUGUAUCAGUGCAACACACUUGUUCCUGUAGCAGCACGCGUCCUGGUGCGUUUAUUGUCCGUGCUGCGAGUCCUGCUGGUGCUUCAAGACGUUUAGGGUAAAGAUAAACGAUACAAGAAAAAUUGAUUUUUUAGACUGGUAAAGUACUAAACACAAAGAAGCCUCGCCCUUCAAAGGUAGAACUGAUUAACGAUGCAUUCAACGACGAUAACCACCGCUGUGGUUUUAGCAACAAUAUACGUAGUUUGCGCAGCGGAAGACCACCACAAAAGAGCUCCUUCGGGUUUCACCGGUGUCCGAGGGAAGAAGUCCAUACCGGAUUCAGCGUACUCGACCGGUAAUUCCGAAAGCGACUCUACACCAGAACUUAAGGCUGUCGACAUCGUUUCCGAUGUAGGAGCAGUCGACAAGAGAGCGCCUUCGGGCUUUAUGGGGAUGAGGGGCAAAAAGCCGUUUUCGCUCUGGGAAGGAACUUAUCCGGAUGAGGUGUUCAAGAGAGCGCCUUCAGGAUUUAUGGGAAUGAGAGGCAAGAAGGACAUGGAGUUCGCCAAUUACGAUGAAUACAUCAAGCGGGCCCCGUCGGGCUUCAUGGGGAUGAGGGGUAAAAAAGAAUACGAGAGUUUAUCCAGCCUGUACGACAAGAGGGCCCCCAUGGGUUUUGUAGGAAUGCGAGGCAAGAAAGACUACGACGAAAUCGCGGAAGACAAGAGAGCCCCUUCUGGAUUCUUCGGGAUGCGAGGGAAGAAAAUGCCCCGACAAUCGGGAUUUUUCGGGAUGCGAGGAAAAAAAUACCCGUACCAAUUCCGGGGAAAAUUCGUAGGGGUUAGGGGGAAAAAAGCGAGCGACGGCCCAGACAGCGACUAUUACAACAACGUGGAUUUAAGCACCUUAGGGCAAGAGCUGGAUUUAAAUCAGCUGAUGCUGCUUCUGACUGAAAAUGAUGGGGAGAGUGAUAUUUGGAACGGAAACAAUGAAGUGGGCCAGUACAGCCAAACCCAAAAGUGAAUAAUUUUUAAGUUCAAACCAACUUCUAGUCGUCAGAUUCUAGUCAGCAAACCUAGCAUAAAAUAGAAAUAUUUGUCAAUAUUACAAAAUGUUCCACAAAAGUUGCUGGAUUUCAAGUUUUUAAUUGUAUUUAAUUUAUAAGUAAAUUGUUGUAUAAAGUGGAGAGUGAGUUCAAAUUUAUCAAUUGGACGAAGCCGAAUUCCAGGAUACUUUAUUUUUGCAUAUUUUUGGCUUCAUCAAAUUGAUACCUACGGCUUUAUGGUUUUUCCUUAGAGGCUGGAUUUGGAAAAAUCAACAAAUUAUGUUUCGAAUUUAUCUCGCAAUAAGCGUUUUUUUGAUGAACCAACUUAUAAAAAUAAGUAAAAACACAUAUCAAUCGAAAACUUCUCAGUUUACCAAAUUUUUUUUUUGUCACGAUAGUUCUUUCGAGAAAUCAAGAUGGACUAAUUCACUGUAUGUAUUUUCAAACUUCUAUAUUGAUUCUAUUCUAUUUUAUUGUAGAUAGGAAAAAAUUAUAUUUAUUAAGUAUUAAUAUAAUAGAAUAUAUUCUGUUAUGUAUAUUUACUGUGACUUAAUAAAAUUAUUAGAGUUUGAGAAGCAA
Molecule: messenger RNA, 1617 nt
Organism: Tribolium madens (black flour beetle)
Lineage: Eukaryota; Metazoa; Arthropoda; Insecta; Coleoptera; Tenebrionidae
Product: tachykinins
Exons: 5
Coding region: 204-1016 (270 amino acids)
Source: RefSeq, a predicted model, not a curated record